GGGCGGAGAAGAGAAGCGAAGCGGCCGGGGACCAUCGGGCGAGGCAGGCAGAGGGCAGCGGCAGCGGGGGCUUUUCCGCACGCUCGCAGCCCCGCCGGGGGAACCGCAACGCACGCGCGCGGCAGAGCGGAGCCGGGGGGGCCGCUUGAAGGGAAGCGAGCAGGAAGGAGGAACGAUGGCUCUGGACGGUAUACGGAUGUCAGAUGGCUGCUAUGCUGAUGGAACGUGGGAGUUAAAUGUGCAUGUCACAGACUUGAACAGAGAUGUAACACUGAGAGUCACUGGGGAAAUACAUAUUGGUGGCGUCAUGCUGAAACUGGUGGAAAAACUUGAUGUCAAGAAAGAUUGGUCUGACCAUGCCUUAUGGUGGGACAAGAAGAAAACCUGGCUCCUUAAAACACACUGGACUUUAGAUAAGUAUGGAAUACAGGCUGAUGCAAAGUUGCAAUUCACUCCUCAACACAAAUUGCUCCGACUCCAGCUUCCCAACAUGAAGUAUGUAAAAGUGAAAGUGAACUUUUCUGACAGAGUCUUUAAAGCAGUAUCUGACAUCUGCAAAACUUUCAACAUCAGGCACCCAGAAGAACUCUCUCUUUUAAGAAAGUCCCGGGAUCCAACUAAAAAGAAAAAGAAAAAGCUGGAUGACCAGUAUGAAGAUGAAACACUUGAGCUGGAAGGACCACUAAUCACACCUGGAUCAGGCUCUGAUGUUCUUUACAUUGGCCCAGUAAAAGGGAGUGUAUAUUCAAGUCCAGGGCUUUAUAGCAAAACCAUGACACCAACGUAUGAUUCUCAUGAUGGGAGUCCUUUAUCACCAACUUCAGCUUGGUUUGGAGAUAGUGCUUUAUCAGAAGGGAAUCCAGGUAUACUUGCCGUCAGCCAGCCAAUCACCUCCCCAGAAAUCUUAGCCAAAAUGUAUAAGCCACAGUCACUUCUGGAUAAAGCCAAGAUCAACCAGGGAUGGCUAGAUUCUUCAAGGUCACUUAUGGAACAAGAUGUGAAAGAAAAUGAAGCUUUACUUCUGCGGUUCAAAUACUACAGCUUCUUUGAUUUGAAUCCUAAGUAUGAUGCAAUCAGAAUAAAUCAGCUAUAUGAACAAUCAAAAUGGGCUAUUCUUUUGGAAGAAAUUGAGUGCACGGAAGAGGAAAUGAUGAUGUUUGCAGCACUGCAGUACCACGUCAAUAAGUUAUCGAUCAUGUCAUCUGAAAAUCACUUGAAUAACAGUGACAAAGAAGUUGAUGAAGUUGAUGCUGCCCUUUCUGAUCUGGAGAUUACUCUGGAAGGUGGAAAGACCUCCACAAUUCUGGGUGACAUCACUUCAAUCCCGGAGCUAGCAGACUACAUUAAAGUGUUCAAGCCAAAGAAGCUAACACUGAAGGGUUAUAAGCAGUACUGGUGUACCUUCAAAGACACAUCUAUCUCCUGUUUUAAAAGUAAAGAAGAAUCUAAUGGGACUCCAGCUCAUCAGAUGAAUUUGAGAGGGUGUGAGGUAACUCCUGAUGUCAACAUAUCUGGCCAGAAAUUUAACAUAAAGCUUUUGAUUCCUGUUGCUGAAGGCAUGAAUGAAAUUUGGCUCCGUUGUGAUAAUGAAAAACAGUAUGCACACUGGAUGGCAGCUUGUCGGUUAGCUUCCAAGGGUAAAACCAUGGCAGACAGUUCAUACAAUUUAGAAGUCCAGAAUAUCUUGUCUUUUCUGAAAAUGCAGCAUCUGAACCCAGAUCCACAGAUAAUUACUGAGCAGAUCACAACAGACAUUAAUCCUGAAUGCUUGGUUUCCCCAAGAUACCUGAAGAAGUAUAAGAACAAGCAGCCAGGCUAUAUAAGAGACUUGAUCACUGCUCGGAUCUUAGAGGCCCAUCAGAAUGUCGCUCAGAUGAGCCUUAUUGAAGCCAAGAUGAGGUUUAUACAAGCUUGGCAAUCCCUACCAGAGUUCGGCAUUACACACUUUAUUGCAAGGUUCCAAGGGGGUAAGAAGGAAGAACUUAUUGGAAUUGCUUACAACCGGCUGAUAAGGAUGGAUGCUGGCACCAGUGAUGCCAUCAAGACGUGGCGGUUCAGCAACAUGAAACAGUGGAAUGUGAAUUGGGAAAUCAAAAUGGUAACUGUAGAAUUUGCAGAUGACGUCCGAGUAUCUUUCAUCUGCACUGAAGUGGAUUGCAAAGUGGUGCAUGAGUUUAUUGGUGGCUACAUUUUCCUGUCAACACGUGCAAAAGAUCAGAAUGAAAGCUUAGAUGAAGAGAUGUUCUACAAGCUGACCAGUGGCUGGGUGUGAGUUGGAUAAGACUGCCUGUUCUACUGACAUAAACUAAAUGGCCAUAUUAAUAUUUAACUCAAAAGCUGUUCUUGGAAAUAUGCUGCUUAAUCAAGUUAAGCUUGAAGUGUAUCUUUUCUUUUUUAAUAAGGAAAUUUGCAUUAGCAGAUCAAUUUUUACGCGCGCUAAACAGCGCUUCCGUUAAUCUGCUACACAAAACCAAAACAUAGAUCAUGCAAUGCCUAAGUUUGUGCCUCUUAUCCCCUCACUUAGCAAAAUGAGGUGGCGAUCAGGUUAAUUUCUGACAAAUGUAAGCUAACCAAAUCAGUUUAAAAAAACAUUAAAACUCUAAGCCAUUUAACUAUAUAGAUACCCAGGGCCUAAUCUAUAUGAAGUGUAUUUAUCAUGUUUAAUGCAUGUUUUAUGAGGUUUUUAAACAAAUAUAUAUAUAUUGUAAAAUUGACAUCCAUGUGUUCAACUUCCUUCCUAUGUUUAAGGUAGAAUUUUUGGUGUGCAAUCCAGGAAGGGUUUUUUUUUUUCUUUUUUUGGCUGCCCUUCUUCCCCAUGUAUUUCAGUGGGGUUUGUGCCUGGGCUCUCAUGUGCAUCAUGGUGCUUGGUGGACUGUGUCCUUUAUCCCUUACGUUUUUUACACUACAUUAGCCUUUCUCAUGCUGCUGUCCUUCAGAUGCCCUAGACCACAAUUCCCAGAAUUCCAAGUAUUCUGGUUCGGGUAUCGAGAACUGAAGUCCAGGACAUCUGGAAGGCACCAAGUUGAGCUCUUAGGACAUAAUUGGGUCUCUUACAGGGGCCUGAAGGUUUUUGUAAAAACAAGCCUGAAUGGCCUUGAAAAAUACUGGCAAAUUUGGUUCCAAGUGUUAUCUGUUUUUCCUUUUGAUAAUCAUUUAUAUGUCGUGCAUUUCUCUAUUUCCUGCCCUCUUUAUUUUUUUAACACCGUAUUGUAUUACAAACACCUUUAGUAUUCACCAGCAUAGCCACUCUUUAUCUAAGAUGAUAUGCAAAAUCUUUUCAUAAUGAUAUGAAGUAAAGGUCUAUGAAGUAUAAGAUUUUUUGUUUUGUUUUAUGUAACUAAUGUAAAAAGAAAAACACAAAUUUUAUAAAUGUGUACAGGUUUUUCUUUCUUUUAAAGCUAGCCUCACAAGCCAAAGUAGGAAGAAUCGCAAUAGUAUCAAAUAUAUUGGCCUUACAGUAUAUUUUUAAUGUAAGUUAAGUUCCUGACUUUGUUAUAGCUGUGCCACAAAGCCCUUAACAACAAUUUACUUAGUUGCCUAGAGUUUGGG
Messenger RNA from Python bivittatus (Burmese python), 3549 nucleotides. It is a transcript of the gene FERMT2, whose product is annotated as FERM domain containing kindlin 2. The record is from RefSeq and is a predicted model, not a curated record. Gene Ontology annotation, biological process: integrin-mediated signaling pathway; cell-matrix adhesion. NCBI's taxonomy places the organism in Eukaryota, Metazoa, Chordata, Lepidosauria, Squamata, Pythonidae. Gene Ontology annotation, cellular component: focal adhesion. Gene Ontology annotation, molecular function: integrin binding.